CGGCUAGUUCGAGUCGAGUUCGCUCGAGUCCGGGCUCGAGCAGUUGUCAGUCGCGCGGCGGUGGAGACGCACAUUAGUGUUCGUGUUUUAUAUAUUGAAGCUACACGCAGCCAACAUGGCCAGCAAUAAAAUAUGGCAAAAGAUGCAAGAAGAUGGGUACGUCGUCUUAGAAGAAUUCCUGACUCCAUCAGAAUGUGAUGAAAUGGUGGCAGCUGGGACAGAAUUCACAAAGAACUUACCUCCUAAAGAACAAAGGAUAAUAUUCUCUACUGUCAACUCUGAAAAGCAGCAACUACAAGACGAAUAUUUCCUGAAUAGCAAUGAUAACAUUAGUUAUUUCUUCGAAGAAUCUGCUGUGGGGCCCGAUGGAGAGCUGACUGUAGACCCCAGUAUAUCAUUAAACAAAGUCGGUCACGCAUUGCAUUACCAGCACCCGAUCUUCAGAUGCUACACUUACUGUGAUCGCGUGAAGGAAGUUGCCAAAGCUCUGGGCUUCAAGGAACCGGCGGUGGUGCAGUCCAUGUAUAUCUACAAGAACCCUGGUAUUGGGGGUGAAGUAACUGCACACCAAGACAUCACGUACCUGCACACCUCUCCGGUACCACCAAUCGGUUUCUGGAUAGCCCUGGAAGACGCCACGGUACAAAAUGGCUGUCUCUGGAUGGUUCCAGGGUCCCACAAGUCCGGGGUGCAUAGAAGACUUACAAGAAACCCAGAUAAAGACAGUAAAGAUAAAUUGAUAUACGACAAUCCAGCUCCAUUCUACCCUCAGUCUAGUUUUACUUCAGUUCCAGUUAGCAAAGGUACCUGUAUAGUCAUCCACGGUAACGUGGUACACAGGAGCGCACACAACCACUCCGGCAGCGGACGGCCGGCGUACACGUUCCACAUCAUAGAGAAGCAAGACAACCAGUACUCCGCGGACAACUGGCUGCAGGAGGGGGCGCGGGCGCCCUUCACCAACCUCUACACCACCUCGCAGCUCAUGUAGACUAUUGUACACGAAUCCGGGUCGCGACCUCAAUCUAAGGCUAUGUCCCAAAAUAACGUUUAAUGAAAAUUUACAUUAUUUUUUGACAGAUUUUAGUUAUUAUGUAAUUUUAAAUGAUUUAAUUAGGAUUUUAAUAUUAAUUACGCAACCGUUUGUUGCGACACAGAACUUUACUAUUUUUUUUUAUCGACAUUUUUAAAAUCAAUGUUUAAGUAUGCUGAAUUUUGUGCAUGUUUUUACAGUGUUAAGAAAACAACAUUCACAAAAUAAGGUUUUAAUGGAGUUACCAAUUUAAUUAUGCC
Spodoptera exigua (beet armyworm) is the source of this 1293-nucleotide messenger RNA. The record is from the annotation of a GenBank genome assembly. Lineage: Eukaryota; Metazoa; Arthropoda; Insecta; Lepidoptera; Noctuidae.